Molecule: messenger RNA, 2594 nt
Organism: Photinus pyralis (common eastern firefly)
Lineage: Eukaryota; Metazoa; Arthropoda; Insecta; Coleoptera; Lampyridae
Product: protein SON-like
Exons: 6
Coding region: 162-2312 (716 amino acids)
Biological process (GO): regulation of mRNA splicing, via spliceosome; regulation of cell cycle
Molecular function (GO): RNA binding
Source: RefSeq, a predicted model, not a curated record
CUGCUGAUAAGCGAUAUCCAUUACUUCCUUUUGUUAUGAUUUUGAGGUUAAACGGUAUUUUAACUAAAAAUUGUAAUUUUUUAACUUAGUGAUAAUCGUAUAAUAAUUUAUAAAUGUAUUAAUUGAUAAUUAGAGAGUUUAAUCGCGUAAACCCAUUCAAAAUGCCCGAGGAAGAAGAAAAGCCAAAAAUUGCAGAACCGUCCAAGUCUUCAAUGGAAAUAUUAUCGGAGCUUUUUAGCACGUUUGAUGCGGAACCUCCAAUUAUAGUGAAAAAAGAGAAGGACGAAAGUAAGAAACGUAAAAAAAGCAAGAAGAAACACAAACAUAAAGAUAAAAAGCACAAAAAGAAAGAAAAGAAACGUAAACGUAGUGAUAGCAGUUCUAGUGAACAUUCUGCUGUCGAUUUAGCCGAAUUGCUGAUCAAACAAGAACGUCUUUCGCCUGAAAAGAAGGUUAAACUUGAGGAUUUACCGACCGAGCAAACAGAUGAUGUUAAAGAUUCAAGUUCUAAGAUUAGCAUUACAAAUUUAAAGUUCAGCUCUAUUUUUGAAGCUACCAUACGUGAAGUUAGUGAUAAAAUUAAAGUAGAAGGACACGAAGAUGGUGAAUUAUCAGAUAAAUCUGUGAAGGACGCAAGUGAGGCACAUAGCUCCAAACGGAAAAAAAAGCACAAGCACCAAGAGAAGGUAAAGAAAAAGAAGAAACGAUCUCAUCAUAGCGCCAGCAAAGAGAAAACUAAGUCUGAGAAGAGUCCUAAACACGAAAGUAAGCACAAAGUAGAAAAAUCCAAAGAUUAUUACGAAGAGAAGAACAAGUCUAAAGAUAGGGACCGAGAGGUCAAGGAAAGUAGCAGGCAUCGAGAUGCUAGUGAGCCGAAAUUAAAAGAGACAAGUAGAACGUACGAAGAUUACAAGCACAGCCGCAAGGAAAAUUCGUAUUACAAAGACAGUGAUAAAAGUGACGACAAGUGGUUCAUGAGGGACAGAUAUCGUGGAUAUUCCGAAGCAGACAGGGAGAGGGAUAGAAGGUUUAGAGAUCACUCCAGAUCGCGAGAUAACGAUACGCACAUUGAUAAAAAGAAACUUUUGGAAAUUGCAAGACGGAAUGCAAUACAAAUGAUGAAAUCGGGUAGUUUACCGGCUGCCCUUACCUUGGGUAGGCAUGCUCAAGAAAAAGUGUUGGCCGCAAUUCGUGCUGGCGGUAAAACUAUUGAGGAAUUGACUGAUUUUUGUAAAACUCUUUCAAAUAAAGAAGAGUUGGGAGAAUUAUCCGGUGCAUCGGGGGACGAAAAUGAUAGUGACAAUGAUAAAGGUUUUCAUCAUCCAUUCCAAAUAAAGGAUCGGCCAACUGGCAUAGUUAUGAAUAUUAAGAAUUCUACACCACUUCCUAUAAAAUCAGCCCAAGAGAGAUCGACAGAGUUACGAAUCCAAUUUCCAGUAAGCAGUGGGACUCAUCACAGGAAGACUGAAAGUGAAUGGAUUCCAGUGUCAUCGAAAAAGGUAGAAACUCCACGGGUUAUACCCACGCCUGCGCCUGCACCUCCUCCAAUCGCACCAGUACAGGAACCGAUCGAGGUGCCACUACCACCAUUACCGCCUCCAAAAGUGCAUACCCUACCAGAACCUCCAGAUCCCUCGGUUGACAUUGGAGCAAUAGUUUCUCAGCGAUUAACAGCAAUGCGUAAAUUGCAAGAAAACCCUUAUGACAUGGAGGCAUUAAAUGAAAUGCACAAGUCCCAAAGAGAAAUGCAAACAUGGGCGGAAAGCAAACAACAGCCAGGUCAAUUUACUGGUUCAACAGGCGCUAACAUUUUAACUCAAGCCGAACUGUGCUCCGGAUAUCAAGCAUGGGCGAAAAAGGAUCAGCUUCAAAACGCAGCUCCUGUCUCUGGAGGCAUGGGGAUGCAUCUGUUAAAGAAAAUGGGAUGGAAUCCCGGCGAAGGUUUGGGAAAGGAAAAGACCGGAACUCUGGAGCCUUUGUUGCUCGAAGUCAAGUUGGAUAAAAAGGGGCUUUUGGCGAAUGAAGAGCAGAAAAAGAAACAGCAGAAAUUGGCGAAGGCUACUGUAAAGACUUUAGAAGGAAAACAUCCUGUAUCGCUGCUUGGCGAGUAUACGGCAAAACGAAAAUUGGGAGCACCUCAGUAUCAAAUUUGUAUGGAAAGUGGUCCCGAUCAUAAAAAACUCUUUCUAUUUAAGGUGAUCGUUAACGGCGUGGAGUAUAAACCGGAAACGGCCAGUCCAAAUAAGAAGCAAGCUAAAGCAGAUGCGGCAAAGUUGUGUCUACAGCACCUGGGUUUAUUGAGUGUGACUUGAAAGCUUUGAUUUUAUUGGAACUGAUUUUUUUUAUUGAAAACGGAUGGUGCCAUUUUAUAUGUUAAGAUAUUCACGCUACAGUGAAUGACAGUUGUGGUUAUCCAUAGUGAUGUGAAAAUUUUGCGUAUGUACCUACAAAUAGGUAUAAUUAGUACACAACCAAUAAUUUCCUUCACUAUACGUCCUUGCGGAUUACCAAUAAUUGAAUAUUAUGUAAUUAUGACUUUCCCUUUCUUACAUUGUUAGUGUUUUUUUUAUUUACAAUAAAUGAAUUGAAAUAUU